UUUUUCAGCGUUCGGGAAGCAGAUCAAACCCUACCCUUUUUUUUUUUUUCCUUCCUCUUAAAAAACAGAGCAGAUAACAAGCAACGAUUCAGAGCAGAGGGUGGGUGAAGACUUGCCUGACUCGAGGCCGGGCACAAGCUGUGGACUUUUUUUUAAUUUUCCACCGCCCUGUUAGUUCUGAUCCAGGACUCAUUGGGACCUCUCCCCCCUCUUCCCUUUGGAAUACCGCUGCAGGGCUGGGAAUUUCAUCCCAGUCUCGCUCCUGCUCCUUCCAGCUCAGCCAGCCCCAUUCUAGGAUGCUGUGAAGGAUGGUCCACCAGGAAAACUGUUCUUACAAGGCCCAGAAGAAUGAGAGGGAGUCAAUCAGGCAGAAGUUGGCCCUGGGCAGUUUCUUCGACGAUGGCCCGGGCAUCUACACGAGCUGCAGCAAGAGCGGCAAACCCAGCCUGUCCUCACGGCUGCAGAGCGGCAUGAACCUGCAGAUCUGUUUUGUCAAUGACAGCGGCAGCGACAAGGACAGCGAUGCGGACGACAGCAAGACUGAGACCAGCCUGGACACACCGCUGUCCCCCAUGUCCAAGCAGAGCUCCUCCUACUCGGACCGGGACACCACGGAGGACGACUCGGAGUCCCUGGAGGACAUGGACUUUUUGAGUCGGCAGAAGAAGCUGCAGGCCGAGGCGAAGUUAGCCCUGGCCAUGGCCAAGCCCAUGGCCAAGAUGCAGGUGGAGGUGGAGAAACAGAACCGCAAAAAGUCGCCAGUGGCCGACCUGCUUCCACACAUGCCUCAUAUCAGCGAGUGUCUAAUGAAAAGAAGUCUGAAACCCACCGACUUGAGAGACAUGACACUGGGGCAGCUUCAGGUUAUAGUCAACGACCUGCAUUCCCAGAUUGAAAGUCUGAAUGAGGAGCUUGUACAGUUGCUACUGAUUCGGGAUGAGCUACACAUGGAGCAGGACGCCAUGCUGGUUGACAUUGAGGACCUCACCAGGCAUGCCGAGAGCCAGCAGAAACAUUUGGCUGAGAGAACCCUAUCCAAAUAAGACGCCCGUCCUUCCACUGUCCCCGCUCCCGUCUGUUUCCCUUCUGCCGAGAUGAAACCUUUCCUCCCUGGAUCACUUCCUCUGCACCCUGUGUCUA
Messenger RNA from Poecilia latipinna (sailfin molly), 1140 nucleotides. Its product is annotated as schwannomin-interacting protein 1. The transcript is spliced from 7 exons. Gene Ontology annotation, biological process: positive regulation of hippo signaling. NCBI's taxonomy places the organism in Eukaryota, Metazoa, Chordata, Actinopteri, Cyprinodontiformes, Poeciliidae. The record is from RefSeq and is a predicted model, not a curated record. Gene Ontology annotation, cellular component: cell junction; plasma membrane. The coding region runs from base 309 to 1043 and encodes 244 amino acids.